Phoenix dactylifera (date palm) is the source of this 2906-nucleotide messenger RNA. The record is from RefSeq and is a predicted model, not a curated record. NCBI's taxonomy places the organism in Eukaryota, Viridiplantae, Streptophyta, Magnoliopsida, Arecales, Arecaceae.
GUACUUCAUGAUAUUCAGGUAAUUAGAGGUGGUAGGAGAAUUGAGGUCUCAAUAUAUGAUCUUGUAGUUGGCGAUGUUGUUCCUCUCAAAAUUGGCGAUCAGGUCCCUGCAGACGGCAUUUUAAUCAGUGGUCAUUCUCUUGCAAUUGAUGAAUCCAGUAUGACUGGGGAGAGCAAAGUUAUCCAUAAGGAUCAGAAGGCGCCAUUUUUGAUGUCUGGAUGCAAAGUUGCUGAUGGUUAUGGUAAUAUGUUGGUAACUGCUGUUGGGAUCAAUACUGAAUGGGGGUUGUUGAUGGCCAGUAUUUCAGAGGAUACUGGUGAAGAAACUCCUUUGCAGGUACGCUUGAAUGGUGUUGCUACUUUCAUUGGCAUUGUAGGGCUCAGUGUAGCUGUUGUGGUUCUUUUAGUCCUUUUAGUCAGAUACUUUACUGGACAUACCAAGAACCCUGAUGGUUCUGUGCAAUUUAUAAAGGGACAGACAAGUGUAAAGUCUGCAGUGAAUGGAGCCAUUAAGAUCUUGACAGUUGCAGUGACUAUUGUGGUUGUUGCGGUACCUGAGGGGCUUCCAUUGGCUGUCACUUUGACUCUGGCAUACUCAAUGCGAAAGAUGAUGGCUGACAAGGCUCUGGUGCGUCGGCUUUCAGCAUGUGAAACUAUGGGGUCAGCUACGACUAUUUGCAGUGACAAGACUGGAACUUUGACCCUGAACCAGAUGACUAUUGUGGUGGCAUACGUUGGUGGGAAGAAGAUAGAUCCUCCAGACAAUAUUGAAUCGAUGCCUUCUAAUGCAGUAUCUCUUUUAAUUGAAGGAAUUGCACAGAAUACAACUGGCAAUGUGUUUGAGCCAGAGAGUGGCGGGACUAUUGAGGUUACCGGGUCACCUACUGAAAAGGCUAUCCUUUCUUGGGCAGUCAAGCUUGGCAUGAAGUUUGAUGAUGCAAGAUCGAAAUCUUCAAUUCUUCAUGUCUUCCCCUUCAAUUCUGAGAAAAAGCGUGGUGCUGUUGCAGUGCAUGUGGGAGGUUCUGAAGUUCGUGUACAUUGGAAAGGCGCUGCUGAAAUUGUUCUAGCCACAUGCUCACACUGGCUUGAUGCAGAUGGUUUGGUGCAACCAAUGACCUCAGACAAGGCUGACACAUUUAAGAAAUCGAUUGAAGAUAUGGCAGCAGUUAGCCUUCGAUGUGUUGCUUUUGCUUACAAACCAUAUGACUUGGAAAAAGUUCCAAAUGAGGAACAAAGAGACAGCUGGCAGUUGCCUGAGGAUGACCUGUUUCUACUUGGUAUCGUGGGCAUAAAGGAUCCUUGUCGACCUGGGGUCAAAGAUGCCGUAGAGCUAUGCACUCAUUCAGGUGUCAAGGUACGCAUGGUCACUGGGGAUAAUCUUCAGACAGCUAAAUCCAUAGCUCUUGAAUGUGGGAUACUUAAAGAUGCCAAUGCUUCAGAGCCCAGUCUUAUAGAGGGAAGAGUAUUUCGUGCCAAGACUGAUCGAGAAAGGGAUAGCGUUGCUGAGAAAAUAACUGUGAUGGGAAGGUCUUCCCCCAGUGACAAGCUUCUCCUUGUACAAGCACUAAAGAGACUAGGUCAUGUAGUUGCUGUCACGGGAGAUGGCAGUAAUGAUGCUCCUGCAUUGCAUGAGGCAGAUAUUGGUCUUGCAAUGGGCAUUCAGGGAACAGAAGUAGCUAAAGAAAGCUCAGACAUCAUUAUAUUAGAUGACAAUUUUGCAUCAGUUGUGAAGGUUGUCCGCUGGGGUCGUUCUGUAUAUGCAAAUAUUCAGAAAUUUAUCCAGUUCCAGCUCACUGUCAAUGUUGCAGCGCUUGUAAUUAAUGUUGUUGCUGCGGUUUCAUCUGGUGAAGUUCCUUUGAAUGCUGUCCAGCUCCUUUGGGUCAAUCUCAUUAUGGACACACUUGGAGCACUUGCAUUGGCAACGGAACCACCAACAGACCGCCUCAUGGACAGAUCUCCUGUUGGUCGAAGGGAAUCUCUAAUUACAAAUGUCAUGUGGAGAAAUUUGAUAGUCCAGGCUUUAUAUCAAGUGGUGAUCCUCCUGGUACUUAACUUUGAUGGGAGGAGUAUUUUGCAUUUGAAGCAUGAGAGCCAAGAGCAUGCAGACAAAGUGAAAAAUACAUUCAUUUUUAAUACAUUUGUCCUAUGUCAAAUCUUCAAUGAGUUCAAUGCUCGGAAACCAGAUGAAAUUAAUGUGUUCAGUGGAUUAACCGGAAACCACCUCUUUAUGGGGAUAGUAGGAAUUACAGCUCUACUUCAGGUCUUGAUUAUCGAGUUUCUAGGGAAGUUUACAUCAACUGUGAAGCUCAAUUGGAAGCUGUGGCUAGUUUCAAUUGGCAUUGGUUUCAUAAGUUGGCCUCUGGCUGCUCUUGGGAAACUCCUCCCUGUUCCAAUAAUGCCAUUUGGAGACAUCUGUAUGAACUGGUUUAGCUGGCGGAGAAAGCAAGAUGAUAUGGUGCAGGGCGACUCCACUAAUAGGCUGUAAGAGUGGAUUUUCAAUUGGAAGCUGGAAAUUUGUAUAUAGGAGUAGGUUAUACAUGAUGAAAUUUUACAUGUUUCUAUGGAUCUAGUGAGAACGAAGUUAUUGCUUCAUCCCUUGCAGAUAUUUGCUUUUCAAUAUCAAUACAGAAAGGGUUCAGCGGUCAGAACGUUCGCACUAAAAGUUGUUCUGGAUGACCGGUGGAAUGUCUUAUCGUCCUAAGUAUGCAUAGGGUUUUGAUACUUAUAGAUGGCUCCACUCCAACUUCUGACUUUUUGUACUUUAAUUACUUAUAGAUUCUCCUGAUCUUUGAGGAUAUUCAAUGGCUAGUCGGUGCACCAUUCCUUUGGGGAGUGUAGGAUGAAGUCAAUUUUGUUUGGCAUAGGUUCGAGUAUUUUAAUGCGUAAGAAUGAUGUUUCUAUAUAAAA